Messenger RNA from Diaporthe batatas, 1824 nucleotides. RefSeq lists its product as uncharacterized. The coding region runs from base 1 to 1824 and encodes 607 amino acids. The transcript is spliced from 4 exons. NCBI's taxonomy places the organism in Eukaryota, Fungi, Ascomycota, Sordariomycetes, Diaporthales, Diaporthaceae. The record is from RefSeq and is a predicted model, not a curated record.
AUGACCGUGCUGGCUGCAUCACUCGACCCUCCCACCGCCAACAAGGGUGUGGAGAAAGGAACUAUGUUGUUUGAGGAGGACCAAGACUACGAGGAAGACAAGGCCGUGAAUAAUCCCUCCAGACCAAGGGACCGGAAGCCAAGACGGCCGGUGGCAGACAACUCUCCCCUGCUUUGGGGUCCGCCCGACCUCUCUUCUUCUUCUCCUCUAUCCACUCACACCCCAGCUGGUACUCGUCUAAGGAGGACACCAACCCCUCGUUCUGCACUCAUAUUCGUGCCACAGAGCCCGAAAAUCAACAUGUUUCCUUUUCAUCAUCAUCACGAGACUGAUCUGAUACGAACCAGAUACGAUGACGGAGAGGUGGUCCGAUAUGGGGCCGGAGAAUCAUACAGGCCCUUCAACAGCGGCAGCAGCAACACCAGAGACCGGUCACCACGCAGAGCCCGAAGCCCGCUGAGAGAUCGGGACAGGGACCCUACGUUCCAGGCCGGUCGCCGCGUCGCCGCUCCAGGAGUGCUGAUCGCUACAGGGGACUCGACCGAGGUCGUGACGUUGUUGGCGGUGGUGAGAGCUGGCGACGACGGGACAGCAGCCGUGGCCGCGCCAGAAGUCCUGUCAGGCGCCCUUCACCUCGAAGGAGCCCCCGACGGUCUCCACCACGCUACUCGCCUGCCCCGAGACGGGAUGAUAGGUUUCCAGAUAGAGCACGGUCCCCACGCCGUGACUUUGACAGCAGAGACGCUAGACGAAGAUCACGAUCCCCGUUCGAUCGCGACCGCCGUGACCGGCCGCGAUCUCCUUUCCGGCGCUCUCCUCCAGCUGGACCUCGAGGCGACAGAUCUUACCGACCGCGAUCGCGCUCUCCAGACCGCCUGGACCGUCGCGAUGACCGGUAUGGCCCAAGCUCGAGUUACAGACAGCGCUCACCUGUCAGAGAGCGAGAAGUCGUUCCCUCAGCCAUCACAUCGCGCUCGAAUUCGCGCUGGUCUGAGCGGCGCCAACUCGAUCCCUGUGCCUGCUCGCACUUCGACACCGAGGGCUGCGGCAGAGCCCUUCCAGACCCCUCUCAAGUCACCUCAGCGCGCCAAGUCGCCGCCUCGUGGUCCAGCCGCUCUGAGGGCCCCUCCUACUGGUCCUAGUGCUGCCAGGAACUUUAGCACCCCUCAUGCGGCGCCUGCUGCCUUGAGAUCCACGCCAGCUCCGUCCUACUCCUCGCGAGCAGAUACUCCGAGCCCAACGGUUCCGCCCUCUGGUCCACGCGGCUAUGGUCCUCCAAGAGGCAAUAGCUUCAGCUCCCGUGGCCGAGGCGGAGGAGGAUGGGGGACGCCAGCUUCUCGACCGCACUUCGCACCGGCACCCGCCGCGUCACCAGCAACGCCACCCACCGGCCCCAGCAGUGUUCCCACUGGCCCGCGCGCGUCCUUCUCAUCUAGAGACACACCCGCGCCAUCUCCUUCUGUCGCCUCCAAGCCCUUCAACCCACCUACCGGCCCUGCGGCUCAAGGAGGUCAGCGCCAGAGCCUUGCCCAGAAUCUCAUUGCUUCGAUGCCGCACAUGGUCCCUGGCGGUAAACUCGACCCGGCCUCGACACCUCUGAUGACCGGCGUGACCAAGGAUCUCGAGGCUCACCAUCGGCGCCUGAAGGAGGAGGAAGAGCGCAUCCGCGAGGAACUCAAGGUCAAGGACGAAAAGCUGCGCAAGAGCCUGCGCGUGUGGGAGAAGCUCGAGCGUGAGUCCAAGAGUUUCGAGCUCAAGAGCGACCUGAGUGAGAACUCGCUCAGGACGAUCGCGGGAGAGGGCGUGGGCGGCGCUGCGUUCUAG